CUCGAGUCGUUCAACUUUGCCCGACAUGUGCUGAGCCACUGGAGCAACAAGGGUGGUGAUCCGCUGGCCAUGGUAUACAUCGAAUCGGGGUCUGACGGCCCAGGCCAAGCUCAAGAAUUCCACUACAGUCAUUUUGAGCAGAGGGCUCACCAGGUUGCACAUGCUUUGCAGGCGAGCGGAAUUAACAAAGGAGAUGUCAUUCUCCUGAUGUCCUGCAGAGCCCCAGAUUGGUAUGAGAUGCUCUGUGGAUGCAUGCUGGCAGGUGUGGUGGUUUGUCCAUGCUCGGCUGCCUUGAUGCCUGCGGAGGUAUCCCAGCGGGCGCAAAUGACCAAUGCAUCGGCCAUUGUGGCCAGUUCUGGGCGGAUUACAGAAGACGUGCUAGCAUGGGCGGAUGCACCUUCCCAGCCUUCAAGGAGCAGGAGGAUUAUCCAGCUUGGAAAUGGGGACGUAGUGUUUCCCCAUCCCAAGGUGAUGACAUAUAGUCGACUUUUGACAAGCGUGCAUGCAGGAGCGGCGCCAAAUCUGCCGACAACUGUUGCAACUGACCCAUGCUUGUUGUACUUCACUUCGGGGACGACUGGUGAACCGAAGAUGGUGAGGCAUACGCAUUUGUCAUAUCCGUAUGCCCACAUACGUACCGGAAAGGACUGGUUGGACCUUUGCCCGGGAAAGCUGCUUUUUAAUACAUCUGACCAAGGAUGGGCUAAAGCCCUGUGGGCCUUCUUUGGCGCGUGGGGUCAGGGAGCAGCCUUGUUCCUGGAUGGCGAUGAGGGGCCCUUUGAGCCCGAGCGCGCCAUCGACCUGCUGCACCACUUCCCCAUCACCACCUUCUGCACGGCGCCCGCCGUUUAUCGGCUCAUGGUCCGCGGUGAAUUGGCGCAGAAGUUUGUCGACCAACCACCGCGGGCCCUGGAGCACUGCACCAGCGCCGGCGAGAACCUCGAGGCUCAGGUAAUCCUGAAGUGGGCCGAGAACACCGAUGGGAUCGUCAUCCGCGACGGUUUCGGGCAAACCGAGACCUCGAUCUUGUGCGGUAAUUCGCCUGCCAUCACCCCAAAACUCGGAUCGAUGGGCAAGCCACUCCCAGGGGUGCCUCUCGCCAUUUUGAAUGCCAACCGCCGGCUUGCUCAUCCAUUUGAGGAAGGGGAUAUUGCCGUGCGCGUCUUCUCCACUUCCGCUCCCAUCCACCAACAAGCAUGUAGGCCGCAGACCAGCUUUUUGGGCCUAUUCGAUGGCUAUAUUCAGUCCGAUGGAUCCACUCGUCGACCAUUAGUUACUGAUGAUGAAGGCACUUCCUGGUACGUGACGGGCGAUCGGGCGUAUCACGAUGACGAAGGAUAUCUGUGGUAUGUGGGACGUGGCGACGAUGUCAUCAAUUCAGCGGGACACCGCAUUGGUCCAGUAGAAGUCGAGGUGGUUCUUAAAAGCCAUCCUGGGGUGUUGGAGGCUGUCGUUGUGGGCACGGUCGAUCCCACGCGAGGUGGCACCUGCAUGAAGGCCUUUGUGGUGCUGCGCGAUGCGCAUCCGAUACCCACGACUACUACCCACUCACGACUAACACAGGAGCUGCGUGAGCAUUGCCUGCAACGGAAAGCAGCGCACUGCUGCCCUCAGUUGUUUGAGUUUGUGAGCGCAGAGUCGCUCCCACGCACCAUCAGUGGGAAAGUUAUGCGGAAAAGACUAAGAGAAAGUGGCGAGACAUCAAUCUGAGUAGUUAUUGAGACCUGGGCUUCGGAUGACUCUGGAUAAAUCAGGUAGAAUAUGGAUCGGGGUGCUUGAUCGAUAACGGAGACCACAGAGACACAAUCGUGAAAUUGACCAAGCUCUUUCUUGCUAGUAAGCAUCGGCGUGUAGGGGCCAAUUACAGGAACUAGGACACUCAUCGCAUAGAGCAACCUUUUGUAUGAAUGGAGACAAAAGACCCUUGGUGACAUUGUUAUUCUGUUGGGGAUACUUGUUUGUUUGAACAGUUGUCUGAUUGAAGCGCAAAGUGUAGGCGCGUCCGUCCUCGUGAAAUAGGCAUGAUAUAUAAACUUAAGUUGAAGAGGGGCCGCUCGGGCAUGUUCGUCUCGAAUGGCCAGUCGUGCUUGACAGAACCUUCCUAUGAAUGGAUGCUGCAAGAAGAUGGAAUCAUGAUAUGAUUUAAG
Molecule: messenger RNA, 2147 nt
Organism: Aspergillus fijiensis CBS 313.89
Lineage: Eukaryota; Fungi; Ascomycota; Eurotiomycetes; Eurotiales; Aspergillaceae
Product: acyl-coenzyme A synthetase ACSM5
Exons: 4
Coding region: 70-1710 (546 amino acids)
Biological process (GO): acyl-CoA metabolic process; fatty acid biosynthetic process
Molecular function (GO): fatty acid ligase activity; fatty-acyl-CoA synthase activity
Source: RefSeq, a predicted model, not a curated record